AUGCGGAGAGCAGACUGCAGCAGUGACUGGAAAAUACAAUAACAUAAAAAUACUAGGACUGAGGAAAACAUACUCUCAUUUUGUCAGAUGUUUUAUUGUAGGCAGUGAAGAGCUACAACAGGGACUAAAUCACUGCUGCAGACAUCAGGAUCAAGGAUCAUGGAGGAUUCUUGCCUGGUCCGAUGUGACAGCCUGGAUGCUGGGUCAGGGUGUGACAGGGAGGUUUUGACCCUGAUCGACCCUAUGACCCUUGACCCUGAGGGCUCUGACCCCUCAGCAGACCUCGAACCUUCACCAGCAGAACUGGCUCAAUGUGAGGCCGAAGUGGGCACGCUGCUCAGCAUCAUUGCUGAACUGAACAAGAAGAUGGGGUCAUUAAAGGCACCAAGUGAAUCAGGAGAACUGAGAUCACCAGGACCAUCCAGGCCUCUGGUUCCAGACCUGCUGUCCCACAGGCUGGUCAGGAGCAGCCCAGAGAGGAACUCUGCCUCUGCUGUCACAUCUAAACCUCCACUGGCUGACAGAGGGGGUGGUGGUGUAGUAUGGACUAAACUCCAGGAGGUUUUAUCAUCAGUGGAGGACUCCAUUAGCUCUAAAAGGUCCUGGGCCGCCCCCAUCACAGCUUCUGACCAGGACAAACACAGAGAGCACCUGAGAGCAGCCCAGGAGAGCUCAGUUAAAGCCACUAAGAUACUGGAGGAGAUGGAAAUAGAGUUUGGGAUUUCAUGCCCACCAGGCCCGCCAAAGGACCAGUAUCAAGAGAACAUCCUGGAUCCAGAGAAGCGAGACUCUGCUCUCAGAGGCAGCUUGCAGAAUCACCAGGAGGAGCUGGAAAGAGCAGAAAGCACCAUCAGUCACAUGGAGGAGGAAAAGAACAAGUUGGUCGGUCUUCAUAAGGCCUGGAGGUCAGGCAGUCACUCUCCUUCCUACCGGCCCCCUGCUGGGGCUCUCAGUCCAGACUGGGCCUCUCCUCCCUUCCCAGGUUCACCAUUACUCUACAGAAGAGCAGCCAGAGCAAUGACACCUGUGUCUGUGGGUGGGGAUGGGUCUCCAGUGGGCUCCAUUAACUCAUGCAGUCCCUGUCCUAGCCCCAUCAACCUGGAGUCUGAGACAGAACGACUGAACAGGUGCAUCGAGAGGCUGAGGGCCAGAAAUGAACGGCUGACUGCAGCUCUGGAGCGCAGGAAGGGAGAGUCAGAGAAGAUCAGUAUUACACUGAACAGACUUGAAGCUGACUGCUCUGCCCUGCAGAUGGCUCUCAGAUACUGUGAGGAGUGUGAGGAGGCCUACAGCGAGCUGCUGUCACUUUAUGACGCCAAGAAGCAGCAAAGCAUUCCUCUGAAGACAGACUCAGCAGAGGCAGUCGGUGACAGGCAGCAGCCCGACAGGCCAUCAGCUCAGCUCAUGAAAAUGGGAACUGAAGAGCUGUCCACCUCCUUCUCAACAGCAGGGGUCACAGAGGAGACGGAAACACAGAGUCACACAGGGCAGAGGACACCUGAGCCGGUGGAGCGAGAGGCUGUUCUCCGACAGCAAAUUGAGCGCCUAAAGAGGGACCGGGCAGCCAUUCGUCUGCCUAAGCCAAGCCCAGGAGUAGAGGGUAAAAUAAGCCCCGAAACUUGUCUCCCAGCUGGAUCAAGAGGGGGACAUGUGACAAAAGAGAACGCUAAACCUCCUGACACCAAGAAAGAAAAGGCUUCCCUCUUCUAUGAACUCAUCUCUGUCAGGGAGGAAAUGUCAGAUCUGCGAGCUCUAAUCCGCCUCAAGGAGAAAGAGCUGAGGUGUUUGGAGUGGGGUUUAAUGGCCCAGAAGGCCCAGGAAGCAGCUGGAGCAUUCGUUCCAGAGAGCCUCAGAGAGGAGACCGAGGACCAUAGGACGGAACAACAGAGGCUCUGUGAAAAUGCAGCUAAAGUGGGUAGUGAUGGGGACAUCACUGAUCCUCGAUCCAGACCCAUUCUGAAAGAGCUGCAGGCCGUCCUGCAAAGGGAACAAGCCCUGAAGAAGAGGUUGGCUUUAGUCCAAGACUCGCUAAACACAGCUCUGUCAGACAGCACCUCCCACAGGAGGGACAGUGGAGACCAGAUUGCUCGGCUCACACAAGCUCACAGUAAAGCCUUGAGUUCAUACCGCCAGAUUCGUAGGAAGUACCGGGAGCAGGUGUGGAGGCUGGAGCAGAAAGUGGCAGCCAUGAUGGAGAGUCACCACCACCAGAGUGGAGCUCCGAAAGCUGCAGGGGAGGCCUUGGAGUGGAGGAGGGAAGAGACUGUUCUGUGAUCCUAUGAGUCUUUAGUCAGAGAAUCAGCUUGAUAAUAGUCAAAUGUAUCCACAUCAACUACAAUGGACAGUCCUGAUGAAUUCAAGGCGCACGUGUGUUUUUGGAUUUGUGAAGUUAUUGAAUCAUUCUGAUAGAAGCCUCUUCACUUCAGAAUUACAUUUCUCAGCCAUGAUAGCAGUUUGGCUAUAUGGACGGCAAUGUCAGUUGGUGUCCAUGGUGCCCAGAGGAUGAUUUUACGCCUUUUCCUCAAGCACUACCAGGAUUUGACAAUUGUGGCUUUGAGUAAGCAUGACCUUUGGUAAACACAUUCAUGUCCUGUUCAGGAUGAAUUGUAAGAGCUUUGGUGAUCCCUUAAAGGUAUAUAUAAAGAGGGGUAUAAAAAGGUAUAUAAAGCAAGUAUAGGUCAUAUAUGAAUACUGUGAAACUCAAUCCCAUCAAAAUGCGUAAUCCUCCCAGAAAUGCUCACAGUCACAAACUGACUCUUUAAAACGAGCUGUUAGGUUUUCCAUGAAGUUGUGAUGUCACAACUAUACUAUCUAAAGGUAGACCCCAUCACCACAGUGCAGUCACAGUCAAUAUCCGUCUGCAAUAAUGGUGCAGAGAUGCAAAGAGCACAGAUGUGAAAGACCUGGAAACGCUGACCAAUCAGAGCAGACGGAUUUUCAGGACGGGGGCUAAAAGGGAUAGGUGCUAAAAUGAAACGCUUUAGACAGAGGGUGAGUACGGGUAUAUUCAGGAAGACAGUAUGACGUAAAAAAACUUGUUUUUGGAGAAUAAAAGCUUGUAAACAUGUUCUGGUAGAAAACCAAAAAACAUGUAUCAACCUGAAAAUUUUUCAUCUAAGCUAUAUCGAGUCUAUAUUGAGAACUGUCACUGUCCAAUACUUUGGCUUAUGACCAAGUAUUUGCAAAACUGAUGACAUUCCCUCAGCCUUAGCUGUUCUCUGAAUGCUAGCAUGCUAUGUACCAAUCUAAGAUGCUGGACAAGUUGCAUUGACAUUGUGAGCAUGUUAGCAUGCUGAUGUUAGCAUAAAGUAAAUCAUCAGCUGUGGCAAAGCCUCAGUGUGCAUGCAUGACUCUAGCAUGACUGUAGACUCUUGGUCUUCUUAGUCAGAUAUAUUAUAUGGUUAAUAUUAAUUGAGGAAAAAAUUGGGUGAUCAGGAGGGAUUCAUGACAAUUAACACAGUUUUUGCUGUGUAAAGAGAUAUGUACCUGUUCAUUUAUUUAUCUGUCAACCCAUCAACUGUAUCAGUCUGUUCAGGCAUUCAUUGGCUCUUGAGGGUUAAAUAUAGAGUAUGGAGGGCAGUGGAACAUAGACAGCACUGUCAUCUCAACCUUUUCAACCCUUGUGAAAGUCACCAAUAAUCUUAACAGGAAUCCAAAGCAUAACUUGUCUAACAGGACUCACACAUCACAAGACACAUUCCUUAUUUCAGAGAAACAGCUGUCAUGCCGUCAUGAAUGUGUGAGGCCGAUUCAAGGACUGAACCCUCUGAGGACCUCGGGACCGACCUCGAGAGCGCACAUGUCCUUUUUCCCGUACAAGUCGACUGUAUAAAGCCACUCCCGGCCAGCCGUGCGGUCAUCACAAAGCUCAGGGAAGGGGGAUGGGUGUCAGGACAAUGGCUGAUGUGCUCACAGAAUGUACGGCCAGCCCAUUUGUCUUCUUUCAUAGUUCUCUACAUCUUGCUCGCUCUGCCUUUCAAUAUGUCCACUUCUCUUCAACGGUCAGUUAAGCCAAAUUACACAAAAAUCAUAAUUUCAUACUUAUUUCUAGAUGCCAUGCAAAUAGUUUUGAUUUUGAAAGAUACGGGUGACAUGUUCCUACAUUACCCUAUGGUGGUGCUGCAAAUAUUAUCUAGCAUACAAAAUCUGCUUGUUUAUGAAGAUUUACACUUUCAAUGUGAAUGAACAGGCUUCUGGCUGACAGCCACAGCUCAGAGAAGAUGACAGUUAUGGCCCUGCAGCAGCCCGGAAGCAAAUUAUACUCACGUUCCUUUCUGGUGAGGAUGUAAAUGCAAACAUAAAACACAUUAUGGGAUUUGCCACUCUGAACAACCAAACAUUAAAAGAUACCAGCCACAAAAAUGUUGUAGAUAGCAAAAAGCUAAUCUUCUAGGAAAAAGCAAAGGGUUGAUAUUUGAUUUUUCAAAAGGUAAGUGACGACUGAUUAAUCAUUGCACUCCUGAUAACAUUUUCGGAUUGUCACGAUGGAAAAUUAAAAAACAGGAUGCAGCAGAACUAGAGAUAUGAUCUUUAUCAUUCCACACGUUCUUCAUCUUUGUCAAAUCCUGGCACCUACAUUACCCACAAUGCAACUUGAUUGUCAACACUGGUCAGAGAUCCUGAUGUGAUAUGCUAGUAGCAGCUAAUGUAGCCUCAACUGAAGCAGAAAUUAAAAAAACAAAACAAAGUGGAUCAUUCACACAAAACAAUACUACAGCUGUAUUAUUAAAUAACUGUUUGAAUAUAUAAUACGCUGUAACUGGAAUGUGUGUAUAUGUCUGAGUUCUUUAUAACUUUUUAAUCUGUUUUAAUCUAUUUGUGUUGCUGU
Messenger RNA from Epinephelus moara (kelp grouper), 4828 nucleotides. It is a transcript of the gene ushbp1, whose product is annotated as Usher syndrome 1C binding protein 1. Lineage: Eukaryota; Metazoa; Chordata; Actinopteri; Perciformes; Serranidae. The transcript is spliced from 14 exons. The record is from RefSeq and is a predicted model, not a curated record. Bases 160 to 2274 code for a protein of 704 amino acids.